UGUGUUGGUGGAGAGUGUAUGGAGCAACCUUUAAAUUCUGGGAGGUCUGGCCUGUGAGCAGCAGGAGCAGGCAGGGAGCACAGCAUCCUCUGGCUCUGACUUUCACUGGCCAAGGAAAAAUCACAAUCAUGAGAAUUGAAGUGAUUUUCUUUUGCCUCAUAGGCAUUACCCAUUCCCUGCCAGUUAAACAGAUUGAGUCUGGCAGCUCUGAGGAAAAUCAGCUUUUUAACAAAAAAUAUCCAGAUUCUGAAGCCUCAUGGCUAAAGCUUGAUCUGUCUGAGAAGAAUAAUCUCCUAGCAUCACAGAAUGUGCUGUCCUCUGAAGAAACUGAUGUCUUGCCACCAGAGACCUUCUCAAGUAAUCCCAAUGAAAGCCACAUGGAUGAGUUGAAUGAGGAUGAUAUUGGAAACCACAUGGACAGCCAAGACUUCACUGAGUCAGAUGAAAGCGAUCAUGAUAGUGAUCAUGAUCAUGAGCACCAUUCACACCACCAUGAUCACCACAAUCACCACGAACACCACAAAAACUCUCACCACUCCCAUGAAUCUGAAGAAGUGAUCAGUUUGCCUCCUCCUCUCACACUGGAGACCCCGGUCUUCACUCCAGUUUUCCCUGCAGUGAGCACACUCGAAAGCCAUGGAGAUAGCAAUGCUCCCGAUGGGAAGAAGUCUAAAUCUUCGGACAUAACUAAUGUUCAGUAUCCUGAUGAUACACCUGGGGAAUCCUCACACAUGAGAAGCAAGGAGUCCCAUGAUGCAUUCAAGGUCAUCCCUGUUCUUCAUGAGCCAGCAGAUGAACUCUUGGAAGGCAAGGAAGGCAAGGAAGGCAAAGAAGGCAAAGAAGGCAAAGAAGGCAAGGAAGGCAAGGAAGGCAAGGAAGGCAAGGAAGGCAAGGAAGGCAAGGAAGGCAAGGAAGGCAAGGAAGGCAAGGAAGGCAAGGAGGGCAAGGAGGGCAAGGAAGGCAAGGAGGGCAAGGAGGGCAAGGAAGGCAAGGAGGACAAGGAAGGCAAGGAAGGCAAGGAGGACAAGGAAGGCAAGGAGGACAAGGAAGGCAAGGAGGGCAAGGAAGGUAAGGAGGGCAAGGAAGGCAAGGAGGGCAAGGAAGGCAAGGAAGGCAAGGAAGGCAAGGAAGGCAAGGAAGGCAAGGAGGGCAAAGAGGGCAAGGAAGGCAAGGAGGGCAAGGAAGGCAAAGAGGGCAAGGAAGGCAAGGAAGGCAAGGAAGGCAAGGAGGGCAAAGAGGGCAAGGAAGGCAAGGAGGGCAAGGAAGGCAAGGAAGGCAAGGAAGGCAAGGAAGGCAAGGAAGGCAAGGAAGGCAAGGAGGGCAAGGAAGGUAAGGAAGGCAAGGAAGGCAAGGAAGGCAAGGAGUCGCAUGAUGAACACUCGGAGCACAAGGAGUCACAUGACACACUCAGGGUCAUCCCCAUUCCUCAUAUUACACACGAGGACUUUAGCCCACACUGGGAAUCCAAGCCCCAUGAUACACUCAAGGUCAUUCCCAUUCCUCAUCAUAUCAGUUUCCCCACUGAAUGGGACACUCAUGAGUUGGAACAACACGGUUUAGAAUUACGCCGUUCAGAAUCAAAAGGUUCAGAAUCACACAACAACAACCACAAUAAUGGUGAUCAUUCCUCUGGAUCUAAGAAAUCCAAAUACAAGCCUGAUGGGCCUGACAGCCUGGGAAGUUCAAAGGUCAGCCACAAGCUCCAUAGCAGUGAGUUUCUUAGCCAGGAAGACAUGCUGGUCCUAGACCCUAGAAGUAUUGAGGAUAAACAUCAGAACUUUCGCAUUUCUCAUGAAUUAGACAGUGCAUCUUCGGAGGUCAAUUAAAAAGAGAAUUAAAAUUCUUGCUUUAAUUUUAUUAAAAAGAAAAAAAACACAUUAUAGAGAAUUAAAAGUAUAACGCAUAUUUCUCAGUGCAGUGAGUAAAUAUAUAUGUAUGUGGAAAUACUGUUUUAAUCAUUAGUUUGUUGUUUCUGGUAAGACCUUUUAAACCUAAAAGCUUCAGCAUAUACUUUCCAUGCAAGCAAUCAAAAUUCCAACAAUCACUACAUUUUAGUGUUUGUUACUCAAUCAUAAAUAGAAAUGUGUGUAAAAUCCAACAAAAUACUAUCUCAUGCUUUCAAAAGAGACACUAUAUAGCAUUUUAUCUCCUUAUAAUAACUGUUUUUAAGUUUCUUGUGAUCAUUGUGUGAAUAAAUUUACCUUGAAUGUA
Messenger RNA from Dipodomys spectabilis (banner-tailed kangaroo rat), 2211 nucleotides. RefSeq names its product secreted phosphoprotein 1 (gene Spp1). The record is from RefSeq and is a predicted model, not a curated record. Gene Ontology annotation, molecular function: extracellular matrix binding. NCBI's taxonomy places the organism in Eukaryota, Metazoa, Chordata, Mammalia, Rodentia, Heteromyidae. Bases 129 to 1826 code for a protein of 565 amino acids. Gene Ontology annotation, biological process: positive regulation of bone resorption; ossification; cell adhesion. The transcript is spliced from 8 exons.